Rhodotorula graminis WP1 is the source of this 1680-nucleotide messenger RNA. RefSeq lists its product as uncharacterized. The record is from RefSeq and is a predicted model, not a curated record. Gene Ontology annotation, biological process: transmembrane transport. Gene Ontology annotation, cellular component: membrane. The transcript has 7 exons. Lineage: Eukaryota; Fungi; Basidiomycota; Microbotryomycetes; Sporidiobolales; Sporidiobolaceae. Gene Ontology annotation, molecular function: myo-inositol:proton symporter activity. The coding region runs from base 1 to 1680 and encodes 559 amino acids.
AUGUCCCCCAUCCCUCCUCCCCUCACGAGCGCCAACAAGUCGGCCUCGUCCGUCCGCUCCGAGUCGUCCGGCGAGCUCGACUUUACCAAGCCCGCCAACAAGGCUGCGCUCCAGCACCUGAGCCAGUCGCGCCUCGAGGUCGACGAGUCGGUCAUUCGCGCAGAGGGCGAGGACCGCACCACGGCCUUUGUCUGGUGGCUCGUCGUCGCAGCCGCCACCGGUGGUCUUCUCUUCGGCUACGACACUGGUGUCAUCGGCGGCGCCCUCGUCCACAAGGACGUCCCGGCCGACCUCCACCGUGUCCCGCUCAGCAGCUCGAACAAGGAGAUCCUCACGUCGGCCACGACGCUCGGCGCGCUCCUCGCCGGCUUCUCGGCGGGCGUCCUCGCCGACCGCAUUGGCCGCAAGGCCGUCAUCGCCCUCGCCGACGCCAUCUUCAUCGUCGGAGCCAUCAUGCAGGCCGUCGCCUACGGCCCCAACGCGUACUGGAUCGUCGCAGUCGGCCGCCUCAUUCUCGGAUUCGGCGUCGGCUUUGCGUCGCUCAUCGUCCCGCUCUACAUCGGCGAGCUCGCGCCGACUGCGCUCCGAGGACGCCUCGUGACGCUCAACGUCGUGGCCAUCACGUUCGGCCAAGUCGUCGCCUACUGCCUCAACUUGGCGUUCCAGAACGUGUCGCACGGCUGGCGCUGGAUGGUCGGCCUCGGCGCUGUCCCUCCUGCCCUGCAACUCGUCAUGCUCCUGUACCUCCCCGAGUCGCCGCGGUACCUCCUCCGCCAGGACAAGCUCGAGGCGACCGUCAACAUCCUGCGCAAGAUCUACCCGUACGCGAGCGAGGCGCAGCUUCACCUCAAGGCCGACGUCAUCAGCAAGAGCGUCAAGGACACGAUGGGCCACACGGCGACGCUCCUCCAGACGUGGAAGCGGCUGCACCUCAACGCGCCCAAUUUCCGCGCGCUCGUCGUCGCGUGCGGCCUGCAGGGCAUCCAGCAGCUGUGCGGGUUCAACACGCUCAUGUACUACGCGCCGACCCUGUUCGAGAACGUCGGGUUCGACAACUCGCUCGUGAUCGGCCUCGUCAUCUCCAUCGUCAACCUGGCCUUUACCCUCGUCGCGCUCGUCAUCAUCGACAAGGCCGGCCGUCGCCGCAUCGCGUGCCUCACCGUCCCGGGCAUGUGCGGCGCCCUCGUCCUCGCCGCCAUCGCGUUCCACUUCCUCACGAUCAACACGGGCGGCCAGCUGCCGGACGACGGCGUCGGGCUCAGCAAGAAGUGGAACCCGGUCGUCCUGUUCUCGAUGCUCCUGUACGUCGCCUUCUACGCGACCGGUAUCGGCAACAUCCCGUGGCAGCAGGGCGAGCUGUUCGAGAUGAGCGUUCGCGGCAUGGGCACGGCCCUCGCCACGACCUGCAACUGGGGCGGCAACCUCAUCAUCGGCUCGACGUUCCUGUCGCUCAUCGACGCCAUCUCGCCCGCCGGCGCGUUUGGCUUCUACGCCGGCCUGUGCUUCCUCGGCUCGGUCUUUGUCUUCUUCCUGUACCCCGAGACGUCGGGCCUGUCGCUCGAGGAGACGCGCGAGGUCUUCAAGGACGGGUACGGCAUCAAGAAGGCCGCGCGCAUGCGCGCCCAGAAGUCGCAGAUCCUCGCUCAGGUCCGCGCCGAGGCCAACGGCCUCGACGCCUAG